AUGUCGAUGCAGCAGCGUAAGGAUGAGAUCCUUGCCAAGAGGGCGAAGCUUGCUGAGCUGAAGAAGCAGCGUGAGCUCCGCCAGAAGGAGUUUACAUCCCGGACUAGUGUUGGUGAUGCUUCAGAGAUUAUCUCGCCAGCACCUGGUCGCCCCGAUAACAGACACGAGCUUGAUGACUUGAUUUCUCGUCUGGUGGAUCGCCCAGCAUCCGCCUCGCUGAGCCAUGGCGCUGAUGGUCAGUCGCGCAGAGGAAGCCGACCAACCUCCGUACUCAGCGCCAGCCAACUGAGUGGGGAGAACACCGACGCAUAUGCUCCUUCAUCGCGCCCACAAUCUCAAUCCAUUGCCGUCCAGACUGUUGGCGAGGAGCCCUACACUUCCUCCGUAACGGAAGCCCCGCAGGCCCCUGAACUCGAACCCGAACACAAACCUAAACCAGAGGUUGUCACCUACAGCAAAGCGGUACAAACAGAUGGUUUAGAUCUUCAAGCUGAAACUCCUGAAGAGUCUGUUGCUUCGGAUAAUGAGGAUGUCCCUGGUACCAGCCGGUCCAGCAAGCGUCUCAGUCGACGGGACCGGGAACGUGACGAGGAAAUUCGACAGAAGCUUCGCCAAGAAAUUGAAGACGAAUUGCAAGCUACCAACCAGACGGAGAAUAAUGAGAAGACAGCUGCGCAAACUUCACAAUUAAGAUACCCUCUGCGCACACUCGACGACGACGAAUUGAAAGCUGUCACAUCUUCGGACGACUUCUUGGAUUUCGUUGAGCGCUCUUCGAAGGUCAUUGAGCGAGCUUUAGACGAGGACUACGAUGUACUGGCGGACUAUGAGCUUGGUGGAACCGAUGGUGACUUGCAAGAAGAUGAAGAGACGGGCAAGAAACGGCGAGGAAUUCGGGAAGUGUGCCAGUUCUGGGAUGAACGAUGGAGUAAGAAGCGUAUGAUCAGUGAUCUGAGCUUCUCUCCUAAGUUUCCUGAAUUGCUGCUUGCAUCGUACACUAAGAAUCCUUCCGCUCCUCACGAACCAGAUGGGCUUGUCCAGGUCUGGAAUCAACACCUACAGUCUCGCCCAGAAUACGUGUUCCACUCUACCUCUGAUAUUCUCACCGCAAAGUUCUCUCCCUACCAUCCAAACCUUAUUGUUGGUGGUUCCUACUCUGGACAAGUCCUCUUGUGGGACACUCGUUCCUCACGCGCUGGUGGAGGUGCACCUGUACAAAAGACUCCCCUAACUGGCUCUGGACACACCCAUCCCGUUUACAGCAUCUCGAUUGUUGGUACACAGAAUGCACACAACAUCAUGACCGCCUCUACAGACGGUGUGGUCUGUGGUUGGACUGUCGAUAUGCUUUCCCAACCGCAAGAAUAUCUGGAAUUGACUACACCCCCCCCAUCGAAGACGGAGGAUCUCGCUCCAACCACCAUGUCAUUCCCUCACUCCGAUCCUACCUUCUUCAUUGUGGGUACUGAAGAAGGCGGCAUCUACCCGUGCCACCGGUACGAUCGAGCUGGAGCCAAGGCUGGCACAGAUCACCGCUUGGCCUAUCGUGGACAUGCAGCACCGAUCAUGUCCACUGCCUUCCACCCCGGCCGUGGACCGGUCGACCUUGGAGAUCUCAUGUUGAGUUCCAGUCUAGACUGGAGCGUCAGACUCUGGCGUGUGCGGCCACCAGCGACAACCGCUUCUGUUACAUCCGGCAUCGCCCAAACGCAAGUGGUCUCGCCCAUCCUCGAGAUCAACCGCGAAGAUGUGGUCUACGAUGCACGUUGGUCCCCACACCGACCUGGCGUCUUCUCUCUUGUCGACGGUGCCGGCAACGUGGAAGUGUGGGACCUUGCCUCAGACACUGAGGUACCCGCCGUCCGCACCUCCCCAUCCCGCGGCCGUGGCGGCAUCCUAUCCCAAAGCCUUAACAAGGUCGCAUGGGAAGAGCGUGAAGGACGACGUCUUGCAACUGGUGGUCUUGACGGUGUCAUCACUGUCUUCGAAGUUGGCAAGGGCUUGGGUGGACUCCCUGAGGAAGUGCCUGCAGAGGAGUGGACAGAUAUGAAGCGGUUGGUGGGAAAGUUGGAGAACAAGGAUCGGGUGGCUUAG
This is a messenger RNA of Penicillium antarcticum, 2094 nucleotides long. RefSeq lists its product as uncharacterized. Gene Ontology annotation, cellular component: cytoplasmic dynein complex. Lineage: Eukaryota; Fungi; Ascomycota; Eurotiomycetes; Eurotiales; Aspergillaceae. Gene Ontology annotation, biological process: transport along microtubule. Gene Ontology annotation, molecular function: dynein heavy chain binding; dynein light chain binding. The coding region runs from base 1 to 2094 and encodes 697 amino acids. The record is from RefSeq and is a predicted model, not a curated record. The transcript has 3 exons.